Molecule: messenger RNA, 3330 nt
Organism: Talaromyces marneffei
Lineage: Eukaryota; Fungi; Ascomycota; Eurotiomycetes; Eurotiales; Trichocomaceae
Exons: 4
Coding region: 1-3330 (1109 amino acids)
Biological process (GO): RNA polymerase II preinitiation complex assembly; transcription by RNA polymerase II
Cellular component (GO): transcription factor TFIID complex
Molecular function (GO): RNA polymerase II general transcription initiation factor activity; histone acetyltransferase activity; TBP-class protein binding
Source: RefSeq, a predicted model, not a curated record
AUGCCUCACGCCACGGCAAACGGCGACAACGUCGUCGAUGAUCUCGAUUUCCAGAAUGUCCUAGCUCAAAUCAAUGCUCCAGAUGGUGGGCAAUUCGAUUUUAUGGGACGUGAGUUGGAGACUGGCGAGAAAGCGGACGAUGCCAUCGACUUUGAGGAUUUUGACGAUGACGAUCUCCCCGAUGAAGAAGGGCCAGCGGCUCCCGUCGCGCAGGUCACAGAAGUGAAACAGGAGGAAAUCGAUCUAGACAACCUCUUUUCCGGCGAUCUGUUUGGCGAUGACGAGGCUCCCGCGGAACAACAUGGUCGAGAUGAGGUGGAUGAUUUGUUCGGCGACGGCGCGUUGUCUCCGGUCGCUGAGAACGGGGAGACGGGUGACGAUUUGUUUGGCGAUCACAAUUUGAUGAAAGGUAUCGAAACCAGCGCUGCCUUGCCACAUUCGGAAACUGCACAAGAUGAGGAUGGGGAUAUCGAUCUUUUCGGGGAUGUACCAGAGGAGUCCAUUGCCCAUCCAGAGGAGGACAUGGACCCGGCGACUUUGAAUGCUUGGAGAGAACAACAAGCUUUGUUUGCGAGGUCUGCCGCUGCUGCAACCGCAAUGCCUGGCCCUGAUCAUAUUCCUGCCCCACCCGAAAAUGACGAAGAGCUUUUGAAGUCUCUAUGGCCCAACUUUGACCGAGACUCGUUCCCGCGAUUUGUUGAGCUUUUCCGUCACAAGAAGGCAUUUUACCUUGGGAAGCAAGCCACCAAGCCUCCGAAACCCGUUCUGCCUACGAAAAUCAAUCUUGAGUUUGGUCUAGACCAGGAGCGAAUCUUCAAAACUGGCGGACAAGGGACUAAGCGUGCCCAUGAUUUUGAAAACUUAGGGCUAGUAUCAUUUCAGCAAGCUGAGGAAUCCCCCGUGGAAUCUGAGGAAGAUUUUGAUGCCGAGUUCGAUGAAUCAGAGAUUCUUCCCGGUGGCGUCACCAUGCAAGAUCUUCGUGUCUUGUGUACAGAUUGGGACGUUAAGACAGAGCCUUCAGAAAUCGAUGUUGAGGAAGAGGUUAUCCCGCAGGAGACUGCAGCUGCGCCAGUUGAUGAAAUGACGUGGUCACUUGAUAUGGAAGAUGUACCGCCCACGAAGAAGCGCAGACUAGGACGCGAUCCGCAUGAGCUGCUGGCGCUGGCUGACAUUGAAAUACCACUUCUUGAUGAUCCGGAUCGACUGACCUCGAAAAUCGCGAAGAAAGUCGUUAUUGAUUUGAAUGAUCCUCACCUGUUGCUUGAUAGCCGCCCUGAAGCCGUCGUACAGAAACCAAAGACCCUUCCUGUUCCUGACCGAGCUGAGAUGGAUGCCAACACAACCAAACGUCUGAAUAAACGAUACAACAUAUCUAAUGAUGAUGCGUAUGAUAUGCUGAAAGAGAACCAUCAGAGCAAAAUCCGAAGUACUCUUGGAAACGCAGCCCUUGAGCAUAGUAUGCCUGCUCUACGGCUGCAAUGGCCUUAUUACAAGACUGAAUUGUCGACAACUGAGGCUCGAUCGUUCCAUCGUCCAUCUCUAUCAUUCCGGCCGAAUGUCAGUUCAUGGUUCAAGAACUCUCGAUUCGUCAAACGCAAGCAUGUGAAAGGAAAGAAUGUUAAAGAACUUUACGAUUCUACCAAAUCCAUAUCUCUGGGAGAUAACUCGACAGUAAUGUUGCUAGAAUACUCGGAAGAAGUGCCCAUGAUGAUGUCGAACUUUGGUAUGGCAAAUCGUGUCGUCAAUUACUACCGCCGCAAGAACACAGAUGAUCCUACACGUCCUAAAGCCGAGAUUGGCGAGACGCAGGUGUUACUACCUCAGGACAAAAGCCCAUUCUCCAUUUUUGGACAUAUUGAUCCAGGAGAAACCACCCCGGCUAUUACAAAUACGAUGUAUCGUGCGCCCAUCUUCAACCACCAGCCAAAGUCUACGGACUUUUUAGUUAUUCGAGGCUCAACUGCGACUAAUGGCUCGGAUUACUUUCUAAAGAAUGUCGAAAAUCUCUAUGCAGUCGGGCAACAACUUCCUUCUACAGACAUUCCUGGACCGCAUUCACGAAAAGUCACAACUGUGGCUAAAAAUCGCUUGAAGAUGUUGACUUUCCGGUUGAUGAAGAAAGCAGGCAAUUUACAAGUAUCAAUCAGUCAAGUUACAGCACAUCUUCCAGGAUCUUCUGAUAUGCAGAAUCGACAGAAGAUGAAAGAUUUCGUCCAUCAUGACAAGGAUUCCAAAACGUGGGUUCCAAUUGGACAGAUUCCGGAUUCAGAAACCAUCCGGUCUUGGAUCCAGCCCGAAGACGUCUGUUUGUUAGAGUCUAUGCAGGUCGGAUUACAGCAUCUUCACGAUACCGGUCAUACGAACGGCGCCGAUGAAGAGGACGAAGAAGCCGAAGGGGAAAGCUUCGAGCAACAAAUGGCGCCAUGGCGUGCUACCCGCAACUUCAUGAUGGCCUCCCAAGGCAAAGCCAUGUUGAAGCUGCACGGUGAGGGAGAUCCGACUGGUCGUGGCGAAGGUUUCAGCUUCAUCAAGACAUCGAUGAAAGGCGGAUUCCAAGCCAUCGGCGAGAGUGCACAAGAAAAAAUGGAAAAGCGAGAACAAAAGGAAACGGGCGGACACAGCUACAACGUUGCAAGACAACAGAAGGCAUACGAACAAUCCAUUCGUCGUAUCUGGGAUGCCCAAAAGGCGAGUCUGUCAUCUCAGAUGGAAGCAUCCGACAACGACAGCGACAUGGAUCAAGACGAAGAGGAUGACUUCAAUAAACCUACCCCACGCGAAGCUGCAACCCCUUCUUUCCGCCGUGACGAUGAGAGUAUGAGUCAAUUCAGCAGAUUUAGCAGUCGCAGUCAGCGGGGUAAGGUGUUGAGAAUCGUGCGAGAUUUCAAGGACGAGAAUGGAAACGUCUACCAGAAGGAGCAAUUAGUCUGGGACCCCCGUGUUAUUCGGAAGUACAUACAGGCACGACAUCGUGUUGAAGCCAUCAAUACCCAACUUGCCGAAAUACAGCCAACCGGUGAUCCAGAAGUCGACGCUCGCAACAAGAAACUACUGGAAGCAGAAUUAACGCGUCUAAACCGCAACAAAGAACGCCGCUUCGCCCGCGAAAAACAAAAGGGCAUCGGCCGCGCUUCUAUCGGCGACUCCGAAGACACAGGAACCCCUUCAAAGGGUGGUGGAACCACGACACGGAAAUGUGCCAAUUGUGGUUUAAUUGGACAUAUUAAGACUAAUAAAAAACUUUGCCCGAAGUUGAAUGGUAGUGCCCCCCCUGAUGACGGCGUCAGUGAAACAGCGUUCUCGAUGGGUGCGGGAUCAACAUCUUUCUAA